UUAUCUAAGUAAAUUAAAACAUAAUUUAACUGCAGUUGUUCAAUUUAAUUAUCUCAAAUACAAUUUUUAAGAAUCAUUUUUCUAUAAUUAUAAAUUAUUUUAAAUAUCAUGUAUAAAAUACUUUCCUCGCUUUUUUUAAUUUUUAUUGCUGUUCAAUUUUGUGAAUCAUUGGAAUGUUAUGUAUGUACUAACCAAGAUCAAAAUCAUGAAAAAUGCUUAAAUACAAUAAAAACGUGUGAGCCUGAAGAAGACAUGUGUUUAUCAGAAAUAAGCUGGGGAUCUCCUCCUUAUUGGGUAGAAGGAGGUAUAAAACAAUACUAUGUAUCCAAACGAUGUGCUACUCGUGCUACUUGUGAAGCUGUAAAAGCAAAAACAAUACCUUACUGCACAUAUCUAUGGUACCAAGAUUGGAAAUGUGCUGAGUGUUGUCUUGGAGAUCGUUGCAAUUAUUAUAUAACAAUGGGAAGCAGUGAAAUAAAGUCAAAUUUAGUUGUUUUACUAGGAUCCAUAAUUUUUUUAGCAGGAUUUUAUAUUAAUAUUUCUAUUUGAACUUCGUUUUAUUUUAUUAAGACAGUAUAGUUUUUAUGUAUUAUAAAUUAACUUUAAAUCAUGUAAUAUUUAAUUAUAGACCUUUAUUAUAUAAGUUUACAAAAUAAGUUAAA
Daktulosphaira vitifoliae (grape phylloxera) is the source of this 662-nucleotide messenger RNA. RefSeq lists its product as uncharacterized. The transcript has 4 exons. Bases 109 to 549 code for a protein of 146 amino acids. NCBI's taxonomy places the organism in Eukaryota, Metazoa, Arthropoda, Insecta, Hemiptera, Phylloxeridae. The record is from RefSeq and is a predicted model, not a curated record.